GAAGCUUUCCAGAACAUGCAGGAGUCCACAGAGUGCGACCACGAGUGCCAGAGAAUAGGCCUGGAGAACAAACUAGGAGGGGCAGAGGAAGCAUAUACCAGAGGGGCCCUGGAAUCCAUGUGGAAGGAGGACCUGCAGCAGCUCUCCCAGCAAAUUCAAGCUCUGCAGGAAGCUUUCCAGAGUGGGCAGGAGUCCACACAGCGUGACCUUGAGCUCCUCAGAGCAGAACUGGAGAACAAACUAGGCAUUUCAGAGCUACGGUCCUAUAGAGGGGAUGUCACCCUGGAUGCUGACACAGCUCAUCCCAGAUUGGAAAUCUCUGCAGAUGGGAAGAGAGUGAAAGAUACUGGUUUCAUCAGAGAUUUACCCAUCAAGGAGAAGAGAUUUGAUUCCCACACUUUUGUGUUGGCAAAGGAAGGAUACACAUCUGGGAAACACUACUGGGAAGUAGUUGCUGGCACAAGGAGAAGUUGGGCCUUGGGUAUUGCCCUGGAAUCUGUGACCCGCAAGGGGCCAUUGACUCUGUCCCCUCAGAAUGGCUUCUGGGUCAUUGGGUGUGCAGAUGGGAGAGACUGUUGGGCCUACACAGAUCGUUGGACCCGUCUGAGUGGGAGUGGGAAGCUGCAAUACAUUGGGAUCUUCCUGGACAUCCCAGCCAAGCAGGUGACUUUUUACAAUGUCCAUAAGAAAGCAGCAGCUCUGUACACUUUUAGCCUUGCUGAUGGCAGCAUCCAGGAAGGGAAAUUCAUUCCCUUCUUCUCCACAGGCCAUGCUGCUGCAGAGCCUGACACUGAGCCUCUGGUAAUAGUCUAG
Molecule: messenger RNA, 813 nt
Organism: Acanthisitta chloris (rifleman)
Lineage: Eukaryota; Metazoa; Chordata; Aves; Passeriformes; Acanthisittidae
Product: E3 ubiquitin-protein ligase TRIM68-like
Exons: 4
Molecular function (GO): protein binding
Source: RefSeq, a predicted model, not a curated record